AUGCCGUACAUCCCCGCCGUCGGCGGCUCGUCGCUCCCCAUCCUCUCAUGGUACGGCUCCUUCCGCGCGUUCAAGCACGCCUCGGAAAUGAUCCAGGAAGGCUACGACAAGUACAAAGGCGGCAUCUUCAAGUACCCCGAGCUCGCGUUCUGGCGCGUCGUCGUCACCAGCCCGCGUGAGAUCGAGGAGGUGUGCCGCGCGCCAGAGAGCGUGCUCUCUUUCGCCGAGGCUGCGAACAGCUCGGUGCAGAUCGAGUACACGCUUGGGCCGAACGUCCAUCACAACCCGUACCACAUCCCGCUCAUCCAGUCGCAGCUCACACGCAACAUCGGCCGCGUGUUCCCGGAGAUCAUGGACGAGGUCGUCUCGGCGUUCAAUGACGAGGUGCCGAUCAAGGGCGACGAGUGGAUCAAGGUCCGCGCAAAAGACGCAGUGAUACAGAUCAUCUGCAGGGAGGCGAACAGGGCAUUUGUCGGGCUGCCACUGUGUCGGAACCAGGACUUUUGCGAUCUGAACAAGACGUUCACGUACGAUGUCAUCCUCGCCGCCCUUAUCAUCAAGGUCUUUCCCCGCGCGCUGAAACCAUUGGUAGCAAAGUUCAUGACGAACGUGCCCGCUGCCAUCCAGCGCGGCGUGAAUCACCUCGAACCGCUCAUCCUCGAGCGCUUCCGCAUGAUCGAGCAACACGGAAAAGAGUGGGCGGACAAGCCGAACGACAUGUUGCAGUGGCUGAUAGACGCGGCAGAGGGCGAGGAGCGCGCGGUGCGCCCGAUAGUGCUGCGCGUCCUCUCGGUCAACUUUGCUGCGCUACACACGACGUCGACGACGUUCACACAGGCGCUGUUCUACCUGGCGACGCAUCCGCAAUACAUCGCCCCGCUGCGUGAAGAAGUCGACGCGAUCGUCGCAGAGGAAGGAUGGACAAAAGCCGCGAUGGGAAAGAUGCGGCGCGCGGACAGCUUCCUCAAAGAGGUGCACCGUGUCACCGGGCUGGGAGCUUGGUCGAUCAACCGAAAAGCUGUGCAAGACUUCACGUUCUCGAACGGGACGGUGAUCCCUGCAGGGACGUACGUCGCGGCGUCGGCGCGCCCGAUCCACCUCGACGAGGAGAACUACGAGGACUCGCUCGAAUUCAAGCCGUGGAGGUUUGUGGACGUCGAUGGAGGCAAGCAGCACCUGAUAAGCACCGCCGAUAACUACCUGACGUUUGGACACGGCAAGUUCGCGUGUCCGGGGCGGUUCUUCGCGGCGAACGCGCUCAAGGCGAUGCUUGCGCACAUGGUGUAUAUGUACGAUAUAAAGAUGGAAGACGAGAACGUGAGGCCAGAGGAGCUGUCGAGCUGGAUCGUCGCGUCGCUCGUGCCGAACAGGAAGGUGGAGGUGAUGUUCAGGAAACGGCAGGCAUGA
Laetiporus sulphureus 93-53 is the source of this 1407-nucleotide messenger RNA. RefSeq names its product cytochrome P450. The transcript is spliced from 10 exons. Bases 1 to 1407 code for a protein of 468 amino acids. Gene Ontology annotation, molecular function: monooxygenase activity; oxidoreductase activity, acting on paired donors, with incorporation or reduction of molecular oxygen; iron ion binding. The record is from RefSeq and is a predicted model, not a curated record. NCBI's taxonomy places the organism in Eukaryota, Fungi, Basidiomycota, Agaricomycetes, Polyporales, Laetiporaceae.